This is a messenger RNA of Pezoporus flaviventris, 3418 nucleotides long. RefSeq names its product transmembrane protein 37 (gene TMEM37). Gene Ontology annotation, molecular function: voltage-gated monoatomic ion channel activity; calcium channel activity. The record is from RefSeq and is a predicted model, not a curated record. Gene Ontology annotation, cellular component: membrane. The coding region runs from base 107 to 700 and encodes 197 amino acids. The transcript is spliced from 2 exons. NCBI's taxonomy places the organism in Eukaryota, Metazoa, Chordata, Aves, Psittaciformes, Psittacidae.
CCCGCGGGCGGGGCGGGAAGGGGGGGUGGCGGGCUGCCCACUGCCCUCCGGGGACAUAAAAGGCGGCGGCCGGAGCCCGCCUGUGUCUUCCGGCGGCGGCGGCACCAUGACCGCCAUCGGGGCGCAGGCACAGAGGCUGCUGGCACACCGGAGACCACAGAAAUCCUUCUUUGAGACACUCAUCAGGAGCUUGAUCAUCUUGUGUGUGGCAAUAGCAGUGGUCUUGUCGUCCAUCUCUGUCUGCGAUGGCCGCUGGCUCUUUGCAAGGGGACAGCUCUUCGGACUGUGGCACUUCUGCACCGUUAGCAAUGGCAGUGUCCUCAAGUGUGUCACUGACUUCAGCCUGGCCGAGGUGGAGGGGCUGAGCAUGGGGGUGAUUCCUGUAAGGAGCAUGGUGUCCUUUGCUGUUGUGGUUGCCAUAUUUGGCCUGGAGCUGCUGAUGGUGUCCCAGGUCUGUGAGGAUGCCAAUGCAAGGCGGAAGUGGUCAAUGGGCUCAGUUCUCAUCCUUGCCUCGUUUUUGCUGUCAGCCACCGGUGUCCUGAGCUUCUCCAUCCUUGUAAAGGAUCACCUCACCUUCACAGGCUUCACACUGACGUACUGGUGUGAAUUCAUUGCUGCCUUUCUCUUCUUCCUUAACGGGAUCAGCGGACUUCACAUCAACAGCCUCACACACCCCAGGAACAGGGUAGGCAAGAUCUAGGUGCAAAGGAUGUACUCCACCUUUGUGUAAUCAGUUUUGCCAAUUAGACUGGAAAAAAGAGUGUCUAAUGAAGCUUGAAAAGGACACCAUGUCUUAAAUUGUGUGCAAAGUGGGGAAGCAUGAGUCAGUCUUGAUGGCUGUAGAAGACUUACCCACCCACUGGUCAGCAUGAAGGGCUGCACAACAGGAGCAAAGCCAACCGGGACUGGCUGUUGCAGUGCAGUUUCUGGAAGAGUGGAUUAAAAGAGGGUGUUCUGUCAAACAUGUGGAGGGGUAGCAGUCUGUGAUCUACAGACACGGGCUAUUUUGAGGCUUAUAUGAAGCCUGUACUUUUAUCGGUUUGGUCUUCCUACGAUUUCCCCUGUACUCUGAGCCUGUGAAUAGUGGCAUAACUUUGGUGUGUGUCGUGGCUCUGCUCUGCCCUGGAGACAAAUGAUUUGUGGCUGGUCGUGCUCAGUGGCACAGAGUAUUGAAAAUCUCAACAGGAUCUCACUCCUCCACUUAUAUUUCAAAAGAGCAGGCACACAGGUCUUGAUCUGGUUACUCAUUUUGUGUGUCUGCUGGCAUGUUCCCUGUAUCUGAUCUGUUUUUCUGGGACACUUAUGACAGAAGCAGAGAUGUAGCUGCCCUGGGACCAAGAGCGGGCUCUGGGUGUGAUGCAGGUGUAGAAGGAAGGAUUUUGAUGUAUUCCUUGGGCAGCAGUGUAUGUUCCUGUGUUCAAAUCCUCUACUCGCUGUCACCACUCCUCUGCUAUGCUUGUAGGAUGUGUGCCAAUAGGUCACCCAGACUGGUUCCCUUUGCCCUUGCAGAGUUCACUGUAAUGGACUGUUGCUCUUCCUGGUUUCCUUCUUGUCCACUUGGGAGAAAAGGGACAAGCUCUGCAGGGCUUCAGGUGGGCGUUGUGGCUGGGCAGACCGUGCUGAGAACAUCAAACCUUCUGGGCUGUGUUUUGGUUGUCAGGGCUCCCUGCUUGGGCAAUAGGAAAUCUCAUCCUGGAGCUGAGCCUCCUGCAGCAUUUCUUCUGGGAGGUGAAAGCUCUAAAUCCUCGUGACCAAAGUCCCACUCUUCCCCUGAGUAACAGUGGGCCUGGGAGGAGAAACAGUCCAUGACAGCAGCUCUAAUCUGUCACAGCUGGUGGAAAUACAAAAAGUCUUGGUCAAAAUUACAUUAAGGCUGGUUCUCCUCCUGCCAGUGCCUGAAUUGAGAUCUCUGAAAUUGCUGCAGCUUUGAAGUUCCCCAUGGUGUCUGAUGUAAAAGGGGAGACCUCAGGGGCUGGUUACCCUAUGUAUGUCCUCCUGUCUUGCAUUCAGCUCUCUGUUGCCCACCAGUAAUAAUGUCUUCCGAGUAUUUCAGGGUUUCUGGUUUAAGCUUGUAUUGUGUCCACUGGUAAAUCCAAUUGUGUUUGUGUUCUAGGAUAAAUGUUUCUACAUGUUUCAUUGCUGUAGCUUGUCUGAUAGCUGUUGAGCAAGGUUUUCAUUUCCUGUGCAGCAAGUUUGCCAAUUUUUCACCUGAAACAAAAGGGUCAUAGCACAAAGGCCAAGAAAGCUGUGAAAGUGAGCCACGAGUAAACAGAUUUGUCUUUGAAAGCUGAGAAUCUGAAGUCCUGCCUAAACAUACAUCUACACUUGCCGGAUGGGCUCCUGUGAACUUGCUUGCCUUCAUGAGGAUAGUCUCCAUUCCUUCUCAGAUCUCCGUAACUUUUAAAGACAAUACUCCUGUGCCUGUUUUGUGAUGCAGUUUCAGAUCAGGCUUGCUCUGGACACUGUCACUUGUGCUUUUGCACAUGAAUCUGCCCUUCUUCCUGGUGAGAUAAUGCACAGAGCUGUGCUACCCAGGCAGCUUCUGAAGCUCUUGCAAUGGCUGGGGCUUUAUUAGGCUUUCUUGACCUGCUUUUAAGGACAAGGACUUGUGCCCUUCACCUGCCUCUGGAAAACUGGACUGUGAUUGUGUUUCUGUGAAGGUGCUUUUGAUUUGUUGAAUUGCACUGUUAAAGAUGUGCUAGUGGGCUGAACUUGGACAAGUUGGUGUGAACAGUGCUGUGAAUUUAGCAGAGCCACUCACCUGAGAGGGAGUCUGCAAGUUCUGGUCCCAAACUGUUGCACUUUGGAGUUACUAGGUGGUGUAGAGUGCCUUAACCAAUAACUCAGUUGUGGUGCCUAGGGGUGCCUAUGUCAGGCGAGACAGUUCACCUACCAAAGGUUAAGGGUGUCCAUGGCUUGUCUGGAAAAGUGGGUGUAACCUCAAAGUGUCUUCUUGCUGACAUCCAAAACUGGAAAUCAAUUCUUCAUGUGCUAGCAGGAGGCUGUGGCCCCAGUCCUUUCCCUGGGUGAAGGCAGUAGCCAAACUAUCCCAGCCUGAUGCCUCCCACUGUGGUUAGAAGAAAGCAGUGAAAUUGGCCACUGAGUUCACCCAAGACUUGGUGCAAUUAUGAACGAUUUUAGGAUGCCUUCUGCUAGCUGAAGGAGAGGCCUUUUGUUAGGGGUAGGGAAUCCUCUAGGGAAAACACAAUAACUUUUUUCCAACUACUUUUGUAUAGUACUGCUUGACUUACUAAUGCUGGGAGAAGAUCUGUUUUGAUAGCUAAAUUCGUUGUCUCACAUAUAUUCUUAUAUAAAGCAACCUGUGCAGCAAUGGGUAACUGUUGAUUUUCUGAAGCCUGUGGAAGUGUCAAGCAAUAUUCCUGAAGUUUGUUAAAUAAAUUUCUUCAAAAUAAAAGAA